This is a messenger RNA of Ruditapes philippinarum (Manila clam), 2583 nucleotides long. Its product is annotated as glyoxylate reductase/hydroxypyruvate reductase-like. Gene Ontology annotation, molecular function: glyoxylate reductase (NADPH) activity; hydroxypyruvate reductase (NADH) activity; hydroxypyruvate reductase [NAD(P)H] activity. Lineage: Eukaryota; Metazoa; Mollusca; Bivalvia; Venerida; Veneridae. The transcript is spliced from 3 exons. The coding region runs from base 199 to 1281 and encodes 360 amino acids. Gene Ontology annotation, cellular component: cytosol. The record is from RefSeq and is a predicted model, not a curated record.
AGUUGUUUUGCUCAAAAUUGAUCGUUAGAACGUGAGAUAAAGUGCCCGGGGAAUGUUUUCAUAUUAUGACUAUACUUUAACGUUUCAUCAAAACACCAAGCUUGAGGUAGUUAAACUUGAAGUUAUAUAUGAACUAAUGAAAUUAAGUUGAAAUUUUCCGACGGAUUUAUACUAAAACAGUUGACUUAGUAAUUAACCAUGUUGUCGGUGAUAUCCACGACGAAAUCGUGCCGACCGAAGGUUUAUAUAACCCGACAAAUACCACAGAAAGGAUUGGACCUGUUACUGGGAAGAUGUAACGUGUCGUACUGGGACAGCCACGACCCCGCCACCAAAACCGAACUGCUCGUCAACAUUCCAGGCUGUGACGUGCUCAUAUGUAUGCCGACGGAUAAAAUCGACCGGGAUAUUCUUAAUGCAGCAGGUCCGUCCUUGAAGAUCGUAGCGACAAUGUCCGAGGAUUCCGAUCACAUAGAAACAUCCGAAUGUUCACGACGUAACAUCAGGGUCCUGACACUUCCGAAGAUCACAUUCGACACAGUGGCUCAAAUGGCAAUAGCUUUAUUGAGAGUUAUAACAGCCGACUGGACUUCAGGUUCUAAUAGCAACUUAAAUCUGAUUAUACAGUCUAAAGAUGUUAUUCAGAACAUAAAGAAUGACGCCACCUAUUGUCUGGAACUUAGCAACAGGACAGUAGGUAUCAUAGGCAUGGGACCUCUUGGACUGUCGGUCGGCAAGAUGCUCAAAAGUCUGGGAGUAUCAGCCUUGAUUUACAAUGACAUUAAAUCAGUUGCUAUGGCAACAGAUAUUGACGCUAGUUUUGUAGAGAAAGACAUAUUAUUAGAAACAAGUGAUAUUAUCUUUGUGUGUUCAAAUCUUGGACUGUCGUCUGGCAAAAAUGGGUGCUUGUUUAACAAAGCGGCAUUCCAUAAAAUGAAGUCGUCUGCAAUAUUAAUCGACGUCACAAAAGGCUUGCUUGCCAACUUCACGGACAUGUAUAAUGCGUUACGUGACGGAGAACUAGAAGCAGUGGGAUUGGACGUCAGAGAGUAUGACGUCAUACCUAAUAGACAUCCGCUCGCAAGUCUUGAGAACUGUUAUUUUCUGCCAUUCAGAGAGUGUUAUAAAUGGGAUGGGCGCCGGAAGUGCUCUGCUGAGCUCGCCACCUCUAUCCUGUCGGCACUUCAAGAAAUUGAAAUCAGCAAGAAAAAGCAGGAACCUGUUAUAUGCAGCCCCGGAGAAUCCCUGGUUCCGAAAAUGAGCAUUCCCGUACAUAUUUGAAAAACUUCCCCAAUGAUACAGUGAUAUAUGGAGCAUGUUUUAUAUAUUUCCGGUUCAGGGCAUGUCUGACAUAAAUGGCGCAUGCGUACACGUUUGAGAAAUGGCGCAAAUUUUAGAAAUGGCGCGAACAGUUGUGAUACUCGUAGUAGUUGUAAAUAUUCAAUUGAUGAAACCUUUCCAAAAUAGCAUAAUUUCGGCUUGACUUUCUGAAGCCAUCUUUUAAUUUUAUAGGUUAGAUUGGUGCUGUGCAUAUCAUUAAUUUUGCUCCUUCAUUUACUCAUUUAAAACCUAGCUCAGUUUGAGCUGUAUACAUGUACAAUAUUAUGGACAUUUUAUAUAUUAGUCCAAGCUAGGUUAUUAUAUAAAUAGCUACCAAAGCUGUGCUUUUAACCUUUAUCACCUGUAAACCCAUUGUGAAAUUACUGAAUAAUAUCUGGAUGUCCUGUUUCAACAAUUUUGCUUAUUCAGCAAAAAAAAUUGCUUAUUUAGCAAAUAAGUAUAUUACUUUUUUAACAUGUCUUUGAAAAUCCUUUAAUUUUCAUAAAGGGCUCUGUAUGAUAUUAUACAUGAAAAGUAUAUACAGGUACAAUGUACAUGUAUGUAUACAUUAAUGAGAAAAUUAUGAGCAUUUUUUGAAAAUUGAUUGUAACUUCUUUUUUGUCCUACAUGUCGGCCUCAAUGGUCAAGUUCGACUGUCCCUCACCGCUUCAGGUUCGAAUACUACACAUAACUUCAUUCUUCUAUGUGAGGAAGCGGUCCAGUUCCUUGUUGUGCCAGUAAUAAUCCCGAGGUCUCAGUCUAUCACUUGAGCUGGAAACCAGACAUAAUUAUGACACAUAGAGUGUCGGUGCCACUUGAAAUAUAACAAUAUCCCGUUAAACUUCAAAACUGAUCUCAUCUUGCAUUUUAUAUGAAUGUUCAUUGUUAACAUUGUUAUAUUUCACGUUUCGAAAUUUUGUUGUUUUUUGUUGAUAACUGUUAAUGAAUUUACAUGGAUGUGUAAUUUCGAAAUUAUAUGUACAUGUAUAUAGAAUUUAAUAAUGGUGAAUAUUUUAUACCUGUGAAUUUUUUAUGUUAAUUUGUGUACUUGUUAUGUUCUCGUGUGAAUUUGCUAUGUCCUUCCAUGUAAUCGAUAUGUUCACAUGUGUUAUAAUCGCAUUUCCAUAAAUUAUAUUGUUGAACAUACAUUGUAUAUAAUUCUGUUUUAGUAUUUCAUAGGACAUUGUAUUUCACACAUAUAAAAUCAGGAUAUACAAUAUCUAAAUAUAAUUAUGAAACUGUUAUAAUAAAAGAAUAAAACUA